AUGGCAGGCAAGCAUCUGGCGCAGCACUGCAGGGCGGAGUACCCCCGAGGUGUCAACCUCGCGCUCUGGGUGAUUGCAGAGAUUGAGAUCAUCGCCAGCGACAUCCCAGAAGGUGUCUCCUCCUCUCCCUCGUCUCUCGUUCUCUCCCUCGUCUCUCGUUCUCUCCCUCGUCUCCCCUUUUCUCCCCCUCUCUCCUUCUCUCCCUCUCUCUCCUUCUCUCCCUCGUCUCCCCUUUUCUCCCCCUCUCCUUCUCUCCCUCUCUCUCCUUCUCUCCCUCGUUUCUUCGCCUCUUCCUCCUCUCCCUUCCGCUCGUUGCCUGGAUUGGAAUUGAUAGGAACGGCCUUUGCACUGAACAUGUUGUUUGGCAUUCGACUAUGGGCGGGAGUAAUCAUAACUGGCUUCAGCACGCUCCUCUUCCUUGGCCUCCAGCGAUUCGGGGUGCGCAACCUAGAGGUGUUCAUAGCGCUGCUGGUGAUGGUGAUAGCGUGCUGCUUCUUCAUAGAGAUGGGCCAUGCUCCAGUGGACGGCAUGGCAGUGCUGGAGGGCAUGUUCGUCCCCCGCAUACAAGACCUGGGGGCGCUUGCGAUUGCCAUCUCUCUCAUCGGCGCGCUUGUCAUGCCGCACAACCUAUUCCUGCACUCUGCUCUUGUGCUUAGUCGCAAGCACCAGCGCACCGCUGCAGGCAUCAAGGACGGGUGCUUGUACUCCCUACUGGAGGUGGCAGCGGCGCUCAUCAUCAGCUUCGCCAUCAACGUGGCAGUCAUCUGUGUGGGCGGGGCGGUCUGCUCCGCACCGGACCUCUCCCCGGACGUGCAGGCGAGCUGCAGCGACAUCAGCCUCAGCAACGCCUACUUCCUGCUGCGCGACGUGCUGGGCGCGUGGGCCUCCACGCUCUUUGGCAUCGCUCUGUUAGCCUCAGGGCAGAGUUCCACCAUCACGGGGACGUACGCGGGGCAGUAUGUGAUGUCGGGGUUCCUGGAGCUGCACCUGGCCUCGUGGCUGCGCAACCUGCUCACUCGCCUCGUUGCCAUCGUGCCUUCUCUCGCUGUCGCCAUUGUGGCUGGCUCUACGGGCGCCGGCAACCUCAUCAUUGCCUCCUCGAUCAUCCUGUCGUUUGGCCUGCCCUAUGCGCUCAUCCCUCUGCUCAAGUUCACCAACAGCCCUGUCAAGAUGGGGCCCUUCACCAACCACCCCACGGUCACUGUAGCUGCAUACAUCAUCGGCACUGUAGUUAUCUUUGUUAAUUGCGUGCUCGUGGUGCAAGCCUGUGUGGAGUACCUGGUAUCAGACCACAUUCCCCAGGCCGCCCGGAUCCCCCUUGGGAUUGCCAUAGCCCUUGUGCUCCUCAUCUACGUCGUCUCCCUCGCGAUGCUCGCACGGCGGCCUGUAACGGAAGUUACGUACAUUUCGGCAAAUGAGGGGUCGAGUGUUGAGCUUGAUGCUUACAUGGGCUCUCCCCCUCAUGACUUUGGGCGGAGUGGGGGGGAUGGUGAGGAUGGUGAGAAGGGAGAGUUGGAGGAUGGAGAGGAGAGGAGAGAGGAGGGGAGGGAGGAGAGAGGGGAGGGAGGAUCGAUAGCGAUGACAAAUGGGGUGGAGGGGAAAGGUGGUGAUGGGGGAAGGGACGAAGGGGAUGAUGGAGGAGAGGGGCGCGAGGGGAGUGACUUUAGCGGUGGUAGGAUGAAGCGGGAGCAUGACGCGCACGAGGCGUUGGUGUACGCGCGGAAUCUCAACGAGUACAACGCCGCGGCGCUCGAGCUGUCGCGGUCCCGAAAGCCAUACCUACUGCGCACGCUGUACGGCGACAUGCUGAUGGACGGUGUGCAGCCCAACUUCGUGACGUUCCAUGCCGCCAUCACGGCGUGCAUGCGCGCCAACCGCCUGCACGACCUCGUCUUCUUCUUCAACCAGAUGCGCGCGCGCGGCAUCACGCCCGAUCGCUACAUAUUCAACUGCGUCAUGACGGCGUACAGCCGCAGCGGGCACGUGGAGAGGGUUUUCAGGGUGGACUGGGACAUGCGCGCUGCAGGGCGCCCGCCCAACAUCCGCACCUACCAUGCGCUACUCACUGCCUGCACCACCACUGGCCGCUUCGACAAAGCCGCAGAGGUGCAGGAGCGCAUGAAGAAGGACGGCGUGGCAAUGAACAAGUUCUGCCACGCUGCUCUCAUCGCCAUGCACCAGCGCGUGCGCCCCUCCUCGCCCCGCAUCGUUGCCAAGAUAUUCUCUCUCGUGGAACAGUCCCUGACAGCACCCACCUACAGCAUUGAACCCGACUCCACGCCCCCCACCACACCCGCCACAACCACCACUGCUGGCACCACUGAUUCCCCUGCUGCCACUGCCACUGAUCCCACCACUGAUCACCCCGCUGCUUCCACCCUUGAAUCCGCUGCUGCUGCCGCCGCGGCCUCAGAUUUCACCAGCAGCGCCACCCACGCCACAGGAGCUGCUGAGCCCGCCCACGCAGGAGCUGCUGACGCCCCCCACACAGGAGCUGCUGCUGCCGUGCCUGCUGGUGGUGGCAUGGGCGUGGGUGCGGGGGCGGGGUCAGAGGAGCAUGCUGAGAUGGAGGAGAUGGCGGAGCAGGAGGGCGGGGUGGGCAUGGGCCUGGAUGACAUGGGUGACAUGGGUGAUUACGGUGGGCGGGAGGAGAGGGCGGGAAGGGCGAGAGGAGGAGGCGGGCUGGUUUAUGCGAAUGCGGAUCUGGUGGUGCACCGCGCGGCAAUCAGGGCGUUCCUGGACGCACACCAGCUGCAGGUGCGCCCUCGGUAUGCUCAGGUGUGCUUUCAGUUAGCUCGGUGUGCUGUAGGUUGA
This is a messenger RNA of Closterium sp. Naga37s-1, 2814 nucleotides long. Lineage: Eukaryota; Viridiplantae; Streptophyta; Zygnematophyceae; Desmidiales; Closteriaceae. The record is from the annotation of a GenBank genome assembly.